Messenger RNA from Umbelopsis ramanniana AG, 1793 nucleotides. RefSeq lists its product as uncharacterized. The coding region runs from base 200 to 1591 and encodes 463 amino acids. Gene Ontology annotation, molecular function: monoacylglycerol lipase activity. The transcript has 7 exons. Lineage: Eukaryota; Fungi; Mucoromycota; Umbelopsidomycetes; Umbelopsidales; Umbelopsidaceae. The record is from RefSeq and is a predicted model, not a curated record.
GACGUCUUUACGAAGUUUCUUAAAUUCGUGACUGUGGAGGGAUAUGGUAUCCGGAAGCACAAGGGCUCGGCAAUAUUUCGGCCCGCACAUCCAUUUAUAGAGAGCUUACGCAGACAAGUCGCACUGUGGAAUUUUUUUGAUCGUCCCUUUAUAACACCGUUUCGAUAAGUCUCCACCAGCCAACUGUCCAUUCUCAACCAUGACGAUUUCCGGGCAGAAAGUUCACUUAUUCGUGUUGCACCACGGCCUUUGGGGAAACAAGAAUCAUUUGCAGUAUAUCACAAAGCAAUUGAACGAAGCGUAUAAAGAUAAAAUCCAUACCCUUAAUGUGGCAGUAAAUGAAGCAAAGUUGACCUACGAUGGAGUCGACCUUUGUGGUAAUCGCUUGGUGGAAAAGGUUCGCAAGGAAGUAGAGGCAUUAGAAAAGGAGGGAAAGGUAGUCGAUAAAUGCUCUUUCUUUGGAUAUUCUCUUGGUGGUUUGAUCUCUCGAUACGCCAUUGGUGUCCUAGGUGAAUCAGGAUUCUUCGAUAAGCACGAGCCGAUUAAUUUUACAACCUUUGCAACACCGCAUGUUGGAGUCCAACAACCACCGCGCAAUACAAUAGUGCGGAUCUUCAACUGGUUGAGUAAACGCCUUCUCUCCCGCAGUGGAGAGCAAAUGUCUCUCGCCGAUAGUUAUAGAGAUGGUCGACCAUUAUUAGAAAUCAUGGCUAGCCCAGAUCACGAAUUUAUGAAGCACAUGGCCCGUUUCCAACAUCGGUUUAUUUAUGCCAACGGUGUGAACGACCGUAGUGUUCCUUAUUGGACAGCUGCAUUCGAGCAUACAAACUAUUUUUCAAGCAUACCGGCUUUGGACAUCGACUUUGACGAAAACUUCAAUACAGUCGUCAAAUCCUUUGAUUUACGAGAUCCCAACGUUAAAUAUGUACCUCCAAAAAAACCAUUUACAUCCUGGACGAUCUUGAAAUAUGUCCUAUUUUUACUACUACCUGUCCUAUUACCAUUAUGGAUCACCAUCGCACUGUCCGUCGUUCUUACACAAGGCACUAGCUCCCGCAUUCGAGUAGCUGGUAUCCUACGCAAGGCUGCCUCACAGAUUCAGGAAAGCCCUAAUACUUUGAAUACAGAUAAACAAGGCGAAGACAUCAAGGUCUCACCAACUAUCUCCUUGGGUUCCAUCAGUGACAGCUCUGAUAGCCAACAGAAUGGUGAACACAAUACUGUCGAUAAAUUUUUAGAUGAAACUGUCCUUGUUCCUGCUUUGGACGGUGUCAACUUUCCUGGUGAAGAGAAUCUUCGACCAAACGAAGACUCUGACAGCAACGAAGAUGUGGUCAUUGACAUAGCUACCCAAUCUAGCGCAUUCAACGUACCACCUGGAAAAAAGCUUGUUGAAACCUACAAGCCCUUAGACCUACUCCCCUCGCAAAAGAACAUCGUAAGAGAUAUGAACAAAUUGUCCUGGAAGAAGGUCGUCCUCGUCAUAGACUCCAUGAACGCCCACGCUGCCAUUGUUGUGCGAGAGAAGCGAUUUGACUCUGCCAGCGCUCGUGUAGGCGUUAAACAUUAUAUACAGACAGUCAAAAUAUAGAUUUCAGUAUUGUAUCCUUACUAGAGUUAGAAAACUAACCAUCACCUCCAUCCACUGUAAUAGUCAUGUCCCUUGCACAUUUACACCAAGGUUACUGCUCUUCCUUGUUUGAACUAGCACCGUUACCUUUCAUACCAUAAAUUUUUAAAUUGUAUACAAUCAAUUGAAGCAGCAAGAGUGCCUCCAAAGAGAUUUUACAGAA